Molecule: messenger RNA, 405 nt
Organism: Kluyveromyces marxianus DMKU3-1042
Lineage: Eukaryota; Fungi; Ascomycota; Saccharomycetes; Saccharomycetales; Saccharomycetaceae
Gene: TAF9
Product: chromatin modification protein
Exons: 1
Coding region: 1-405 (134 amino acids)
Biological process (GO): RNA polymerase II preinitiation complex assembly; DNA-templated transcription initiation
Cellular component (GO): transcription factor TFIID complex; SAGA complex
Molecular function (GO): RNA polymerase II general transcription initiation factor activity; protein heterodimerization activity; transcription coactivator activity
Source: RefSeq, a predicted model, not a curated record
AUGGAUGACGCCGAAAAGAAUAAAGACUCCUUGGAUACACCAAGAGAUGUGAGACUCUUGCAUUUGUUGCUAGCAUCGCAAUCAGUGCUGCAAUAUGAGGACAAGGUGCCUUUGCAGUUGAUGGAUUUCGCUCACAGAUACACGAAGGGUGUGUUGAAGGAUGCGAUUGCUUAUAGGGAAUAUGUUGGAGGAUCGGCCUCUGAUGUGUCUAUAGAGGAUAUACGGCUUGCGAUUGGUGCUCGUACACAGUAUCAAUUCAAGCCCACAGCUCCCAAGGAGCUCAUGUUGCAGCUUGCCGCUGAGAGAAAUAAGAAACCGUUGCCGAACGUUGUGUCGUCGUGGGGUGUGCGUCUUCCCCCAGAGAAGUACUGUUUAACGGCAAAGGAGUGGUCAAUAGACGAAUAG